Molecule: messenger RNA, 1075 nt
Organism: Ilex paraguariensis (yerba mate)
Lineage: Eukaryota; Viridiplantae; Streptophyta; Magnoliopsida; Aquifoliales; Aquifoliaceae
Source: the annotation of a GenBank genome assembly
UCUCUCUCUCUUUCUCUCUCUCUCCAAAAGAUAGAAACCCUCUUAAACACUCUUACUGGUCAUGGCUUCAAUCACUUCUAUUUCUCAAUACCAACCCCUUCUCAAGAAACCACGGUUCAGUCCACCUAAAAGGCUUCAAACCCAUUUUUUCUCCAUACCCAUUUCGCCAAACCCUCGUGUGGAUUCAGGGUUUUCUGUGAAAACUAAGUCUUGUUCUAUGACUAAUAAGAAGAUGGUGGUGGUUUCGGCUACAACGGCGGCUGAGAAGCCGAAGAAAAGGUAUCCUGGGGAGGCUAAGGGGUUUGUGGAGGAGAUGAGGUUUGUGGCAAUGAAAUUGCAUACUAGGGAUCAAGCUAAGGAGGGUGAGAAGGAGCCACAAGGACAGCCAGUGGCAAAAUGGAAGCCAUCAAUUGAUGGGUAUUUGAGGUUCUUGGUGGAUAGUAAGUUGGUGUAUGAUACCCUUGAGAGGAUUGUGGAAAAACCAGCUUUUCCUGAAUAUGCCGAGUUCAGGGACACAGGAUUGGAAAGAUCAGAAAGUCUGGCCAAGGAUCUUGAAUGGUUUAAAGAGCAAGGUCAUGCCAUUCCAGAACCAUCUUCUCCUGGUGUUAGCUAUGCUCGCUACCUUGAGGAGUUAUCAGAAAAGGAUCCUCAAGCAUUCCUGUGCCAUUUUUACAAUAUAUACUUUGCCCAUACAGCUGGUGGUCGAAUGAUAGGGAGAAAGGUAGCUGAAAUGAUACUCGACAAGAAGGAGAUGGAAUUCUACAAAUGGGACGGUGACCUGUCUCAGUUAUUGCAGAAUGUUAGAGAAAAGUUGAAUAGAGUUGCUGAAACCUGGACGAGAGAGGAGAAGAACCAUUGUUUGGAAGAAACAGAGAAAUCAUUCAAGUUCUCAGGGGAUGUCCUCCGUCUGAUAUUGUCAUAAUGCACAAGUUUCUGCUGUUGUCUUUGUGAAGUCAUGUUUCCGUCGUUAGUUUGACCAACUUGAGCUUCUUAACUUUGUCAAAAUUUUGCGUUGUGUGCUGACUAGGAUAUUACUAUGUUCUGCGACAUGAUGAUCCUUUGUAUUUAUUUGAUU